Molecule: messenger RNA, 1492 nt
Organism: Sander lucioperca (pikeperch)
Lineage: Eukaryota; Metazoa; Chordata; Actinopteri; Perciformes; Percidae
Exons: 9
Coding region: 176-1255 (359 amino acids)
Biological process (GO): cell surface receptor signaling pathway; immune response; T cell costimulation
Cellular component (GO): external side of plasma membrane
Source: RefSeq, a predicted model, not a curated record
AAGAAAGUUAUGUUAAACAUUUUGGCUGCCGUUCAUGUGAAACUAUAAGACAACAAAGCACUUUCGAAAAUGACUAAAUGACCCGUGAUGGUCCUGUGGUUUUGUGCCGUGACGCUUAGAGGGCUUAGUGUGCAGCUUUACCACAUUGCUGUUCACACUGUACGAGUUGCUGACAAUGACUGCUGACAGGUGGAUUGUCCUUUUAGCCCUGUGCUUUAUUUGUGUGUCUUCAAAUGAAGAGCAGAAUUCCAGUGUUUGUAAGACGCACACACUCAGCGCUCCGCUUGGCUCCUCCGUGCUCCUGCCAUGCAACUUUGCAACAAUUAAACGUGACUGGGUGUCCUGGGCCCACACUCUUAAGGGAGAUCUGGUCCAUAUCAAAUCUGAAGGUCGUAUUAGGUUCCUGGACCACAGGUACGGUCGGGUGAGAGUAUUUCCUAACCAGGGCUCAGAGGGGAACUACUCCAUCUUCAUCGAUGAACUUAACAACUCUGACCUGGGGCGUUAUCGCUGUAAGCAGGGACAUGACUGUCUUCAAGUGGAGUUGGUUGCUGAAAGAGAUGCUCUGAGUGAAGAGAUGACGCUACUGAUUUUCAUCUGUGUUGGCGUGGCUGCUUUCAUCCUGCUGAGCGUUUGUGGCUACUACUGCACCAAGUGCAAAUUGUGCUGCAAUAACAGAAAGCAGGACAAUACGAACAAUCCUGAAGGUGCAGGUACUGAGGGUGUCAGUGCUACACCUGAGGAAACAGGCAGAGCGCCAGUAGAGCAACAGCAGAGAGUGUUUCCUUUUCCUACAGGAGCAGGCAAUGAUCAUCUUGUUUAUGAAAAUGAUGACCAAGGCCCAUCCAACCAGCAGAAUGACCCCACCAGAAAUUAUUGCAGUCCAAUAUCAGAAGUUCUGCCUGAUCCGCAAGGGACUCAACCCAUUCAAAGUGUCAGUGGGAUUUAUCCAAACUUGAACCAGUUUGAGAGGAUGGAAAGUCAGAGAAAAAAACAGGGAUUUCAUCGAGAACUCUUCAGCAGAUUACGGCAAGCAAGUCUCAGUCGGCAUUAUUACGGUAAUAUAUUCAUCUUUUCUUUCAUCAUUUCAAUGCUGUCAGGAAUUUCACUUAUUCAUUUCAUUAUACAGCUAACCAAAGUGAAAUCAGCCAGCAACAAGCCAUGUCAACUCAGGCAAAUCAUCGCAAAGGUCUGGGGAAGAAAAAAGCCAAAGAAAGUGAGUGCUGACUUCAUCUGUGGAGAACUUUCGGGAUGAAAUAAUACUGUGCUCAACCACUCUCCCAUUUCUCCGUUGUUUCCCUGUCAGAUGCUGAAUGCAAAAACCCGAUUUACAACAGGAGCACAGACCAGCUCAACCGCCUAUAGAGAGAGUAAAGGAGAGUUUAAACAGCUGAUACUGUCAGUAUCAACGUCCUUUCCAAUGACAGUUAUUGAUUUUUCAAUUUACAUAUUAUACCUGAUACAUAUAUUAUAUUUGCUUUCUGUAUAAUUG